Molecule: messenger RNA, 1258 nt
Organism: Spinacia oleracea (spinach)
Lineage: Eukaryota; Viridiplantae; Streptophyta; Magnoliopsida; Caryophyllales; Amaranthaceae
Product: mitochondrial inner membrane protease subunit 2
Exons: 5
Coding region: 186-806 (206 amino acids)
Molecular function (GO): serine-type endopeptidase activity
Source: RefSeq, a predicted model, not a curated record
GGCCUCCAUCACCCUCGAAGUUUGGAAUUGGAGGGUAAAAGUUCAGGCAAACCAAAUAAGAAAAAAAAAAGGAAAAAGAAAAAGGAAAUGUAAGCUUCUUCUCUAUUUCACCAUAAUUAAAAGUAGUUGAAGAAGUUCCUCGUGAAGUAGUUUAAUCUCAGACACUCAAAAAAAAUCAUCUAGCAAUGGUUUCUGUAUACACUUGGUGCCGCUACAUCGCCCACAAACUUGAAUACUCCAUGGCUGUCAGCUGGAAGCACUAUAAAGGGGGACGGAUAACUGAAGGUCAAAUUGGAGACACUGUCUGGAAAAACCUAUUUCAGGGCAAAGUAACCUUUUUACAUUGGAAUAAAGGACAAGAGAUGGCUCCUACGAUUGGGUCCGAAGGUGGAACUCUCUUAGUUAGAAAAAUACCAGUUCCAGGCCCAAGUCGUGUUUUCAUUGGAGAUAUAGUGGUCUUGAAAGACCCUGAAAGCCCAAAUGACUAUCUAGUCAGAAGACUUGCUGCCACGGAAGGAUAUGAAAUGGUCUCGAAGGAUGAAAAAGAGGAGCCUUUUAUUCUAGACAAGAACGAAUGCUGGGUUCUUGCUGACAAUGAAGCUUUGAAGCCAAAGCAGGAAGCCAAGGACAGUCGAGCUUUUGGUCCAGUUAAUAUGUCAGACAUUAUUGGUAGAGUUAUAUAUUGUUUGCGCAAUGCUGUUGAUCAUGGUCCUGUGCAGAACAGUAAUUUCAGCAUCAAGAAGGACUCACCAGUGUUAGAAGUUGAGCUCGAUGUUGAUGAGAUGGCUAAGAAUCACAAAACUUGAAUUGAAAUCAGCUAAUGAUGCGUCAGAGCUCGUUGUUGGACUGGGUUAUGCAUAAUCCACCCGCCAACCCACCCGCCUGAUCAUUCACGUGACCCGUAAAAUUAGAGCCUUUACUGAAUUGGUUUAUAUGUUCCCUUCGUAACGAUCAUUUCUUUGUGGCGAAAAUUUAUUCAUUUGUCAAAAUUUUAGUAAAGGAGAGAAGAAACUAAAAUAAUGAAGAGAUGAUGCAGAGUUGCUGAUGAGUUUGGCACAGUUGGUUAUGGUACACCUGCUGUUUUCUUCUUGAAAAAUUUGAGAAUGCCAGUAUCAGAUUUUGGAUCUAAGCUGUAAUCUUUAUAAUAAUGUUUUGAAAAUUUAAACACAGGGACUAACCAUUCAAUUUUCUGAGCUGGCAUAUGUUUUUUCAAACUAUAUCAAUAUUUGUACUAUAUAGUUGAAGAUUCUUAUGUGCA